CUGCUUUUCUGCCACCUGUGCUCCCGGGCGCAAAACUCUUUUUCUUCGGUCGGACUCUUUGCCUGCAGUUGAUGCAAAAUGAGUGUUCCCGACUACAUGCAGUGUGCUGAGGAUCAUCAGACUCUCCUGGUUGUGGUUCAGCCGAUUGGCAUUGUACCCGAAGAGAGCUUUUUCAGGAUCUACAAGCGAAUUGCAGCAGUGAGUCAAGUUAAUGUGCGCGACUCUCAACGUGUGUUGUAUAUCCGUUAUAGGCACCAUUAUCCCCCAGAGAACAAUGAGUGGGGGGAUUUUCAGACACACCGGAAAGUCGUGGGGCUGAUAACUAUUACGGACUGUUCUUCUGCAAAGGACUGGCCUCAGACUUUUGAAAAAUUCCAUCUUCAAAAGGAAAUGUAUGGUUCUACUCUCUAUGAUUCCCGGUUGUUUGUCUUUGGGCUUCAAGGAGAGAUUGCAGAACAACCCCGCACAGAUGUGGCGUUUUAUCCCAGUUAUGAUGAAUGUGAAACUGUGGAGAAGAGAAUAGAAGAUUUUAUCGAAUCCCUCUUCAUAGUGUUGGAGUCUAAGCGGCUUGACAGAGCCACUGAUAAGUCUGGAGACAAGAUCCCGCUCCUCUGUGUUCCUUUUGAGAAGAAGGAUUUUGUAGGUCUGGACACCGAUAGUAGGUAAGCAGCUAUUU
Egretta garzetta (little egret) is the source of this 676-nucleotide messenger RNA. Its product is annotated as trafficking protein particle complex subunit 9-like. The transcript has 2 exons. The record is from RefSeq and is a predicted model, not a curated record. Gene Ontology annotation, cellular component: trans-Golgi network. Lineage: Eukaryota; Metazoa; Chordata; Aves; Pelecaniformes; Ardeidae. The coding region runs from base 79 to 666 and encodes 195 amino acids.